Molecule: messenger RNA, 2026 nt
Organism: Salvelinus sp. IW2-2015
Lineage: Eukaryota; Metazoa; Chordata; Actinopteri; Salmoniformes; Salmonidae
Gene: adamts6
Product: ADAM metallopeptidase with thrombospondin type 1 motif, 6
Biological process (GO): extracellular matrix organization; proteolysis
Cellular component (GO): extracellular matrix
Molecular function (GO): metalloendopeptidase activity
Source: RefSeq, a predicted model, not a curated record
AUGUCGGCUGCCUACAGCCAGGGAUAUGCUCCUCACCUUCUGUUCAGCUCUUUCACCUCAGAAGUGUGUAGAGAGCUCUGGUGCCUUAGCAAAAGCAACCGCUGUGUCACCAACAGUAUCCCUGCUGCUGAGGGGACCUUGUGUCAGACGGGAAGCAUCGAGAAAGGGUGGUGCUACCAGGGGGAGUGUGUGAUAUUUGGGACAUGGCCCCAGAGUGUGGACGGAGGCUGGGGUCCCUGGUCGUCGUGGGGGGAGUGCAGCAGGACCUGCGGAGGGGGAGUCUCUUCCUCCAUGAGACAUUGUGACAGCCCAGCGCCUUCUGGAGGAGGGAAGUACUGUCUCGGAGAGAGGAAGCGCUACAGGUCGUGUAACACAGAUGCGUGUCCAUCGGGAUCCCGGGAUUUCCGUGAGAAGCAGUGUGCCGACUUCGACAGUURGCCGUUCCGUGGGAAAUACUACAACUGGAAGCCCUACACCGGAGGUGGUGUGAAGCCGUGUGCUCUGAACUGUCUGGCGGAGGGAUAUAACUUCUACACUGAGCGCUCCCCGGCCGUCAUCGAUGGAACACGCUGCCAGGCCGACUCAUUGGACAUCUGCAUCAAUGGAGAGUGCAAGCACGUAGGCUGUGACAACAUCCUGAGCUCAGACGCCAAGGAGGACCGCUGUCGGGUGUGUGGAGGGGACGGCAGCACCUGUGAGGCCACAGAGGGACUGUUCAAUGACUCUCUGCCCAGAGGAGGCUACAUGGAGGCUGUUCAGAUACCAAGGGGGUCAGUCCACAUAGAAAUCAAAGAAAUUGCCAUGUCCAAAAACUACAUCGCGCUGAAGUCGGAGGGAGACGACUACUACAUCAACGGAGCGUGGACCAUCGACUGGCCCAGAAAGUUUGAUAUCGCAGGGACGGCGUUUCACUACAAGAGACCCCUUGAUGAACCCGAGUCAAUAGAGGCCCUGGGAGCCACCACGGAAAACCUGGUCGUCAUGGUUCUUCUCCAGGAACAGAACACGGGGAUCCGUUAUAAGUUCAACGUUCCCAUCCAGAGGACAGGAAGUGGAGACAAUGAGGUGGGCUUCUCCUGGAACCAUCUGGCCUGGUCCGACUGUUCCGCCACCUGUGCUGGAGGUUCCCAGAAGCAGGGAGUGGUGUGUAAGCGUCUGGAUGAUAACUCUGUGGUGCAGAACAGCUACUGUGAAGCAGAAAGCAAACCUCCAGGGAACCAGAGGUCCUGCAACACUGAACUCUGCCCCCCAGAGUGGUUUAUCGGGGACUGGUCGGACUGUGGGAAGACGUGUGAUGGCGGGAUACGGACGCGGACGGUUCUCUGUAUCAGGAAAAUGGGGCCUGCCGAGGAGGAGACCCUGGAGGACAGCCACUGUCUGACGCACCGACCAAUAGAACGAGAAGCCUGCAACAACCAGUCCUGCCCCCCUCAGUGGGUCACUCUGGAUUGGUCAGAGUGUACACCCAAAUGUGGCCCUGGGUUCAAGCACCGCAUCGUGCUGUGUAAGAGCAGCAACCUGACCAAGACCUUCCCCCCCGCCCACUGUCCCGCCCACAACAAGCCCCCCAUCAGGACCCGCUGCAGUCUGGGACGCUGUCCACCACCUAGAUGGAUCCUAGGGGAAUGGGGACAGUGUUCAGCACAGUGUGGGCUGGGCCAGCAGAUGCGGACAGUGCAGUGUCUCUCCUACACAGGCCAGCCCUCCAGUGACUGUCCCGAGGCCCUCAGACCUCCCAACAUGCAGCAGUGUGAGAGCAAGUGUGGCUCCACGCCCAUCGCUAACGGAGAUGAAUGCAAAGACGUAAACAAAGUGGCAAUUCGCCCACUGGUGCUGAAGUUCAAGUUCUGUGGUGCGUACUUCAGACAGAUGUGCUGCAAGACGUGCAAUAACGCUGACCACACAGAGAGAGAAGGAAGAGAUAACGAGUAGGAACAGAGGGAGCUGGAGGAGAAAGAGCACACAGGCAACGGGCAGAGUGAAAACAACUCAAGACCAGUGGAAGAGGAGGAGGAGAGGAGAGAAG